AGUAGCCUUCAACGUUGCCCUAAUUAUCUCCACAAAAUUUUACUUCUAAAUCAUUUUUAUUUAAUUUUCUUAAACUAUAUACUAUUAUUAACGUGUCUAUUUCGUCAAAUAGUGGCGUGGAAUAACUAUACUCACACACUAAUAUUGAAGAAACUUUACGUCUUUUGUUUUUUCUUUUAACCCGAUUUUAAUACCGAUAUUCUCAUGAUCUUAUAUUGUAUCUAAUUAUAGAGAAAACUAAAUAUUACUGUUGAAAAGAAUCUAAUGAUUUAAUGAAGGACAUUCAUGUCGUCCUACUAGAUUUCUUGUUUCUUUGUAAUACUAGUAUAUAAAUAUCAGAAUUUGUAACACUACUAAUAUAAGAAGAGAAAACAAUUGCCUAUGCUAUCUCAUCAAAAUUCCAUCUUGCAAGUGUACGUGCAGUGUGUCCUUCAUUUUCAAGAGGAGGAACAACUAUACUCUUACUAUCAUCACCAGUCGACUAACAGGCUAAGGCUUAAUUUAGCACACGAAUCUGUAAAUAUAAAAAAAAGGCUGAAAAAUAAUGAUGGAAGAUCUCUGGAAUUCAUUUUGUGGGCAAAAUUCGUGUUCAAAUAUCAAUACUACUGAGCCUUGUGUUCCUCCCUUAGAGUUUGUUACUCAUCCUUCUUCAUGUGUAAAUCAUGCCUUUAUCAUUUGUUUUGAUAUACUGCUUCUGGCAGUGCUCUUAUUCAACAUGAUUACAAACAUAUCCUCUAAGAGAGUCGAACUACCGCCUCGUUUUAGACAUGUUUCAGCCUUACAGAAAUCAUCAGCUGUUUUUAAUAGUUGUUUGGGACUAGUUUACAUAGGUUUAGGAAGUUGGAUUUUGGAGGAGAAGUUGAGAAAUGGUCAUUCUGCAUCACCAAUUCAUUGGUGGGUUUUGUAUUUCUUUCAAGGGUUUACGUGGGUGUCGGUUGGAUUAUCAGCUAGCUUUAGAGGGGAGUGCUUCUCUAGAGUCUCAUUGAAAAUCUUGUCCAUCAUUGCUUUCAUUUCUGCUGGGACUGUUUCCCUGAUCGCGAUUUUUGCUGCCAUAGAUGACUAUGAAACAACAGUUAAGGUGGCCUUGGAUAUCCUGUCUUUCCUAGGAGCAACUUUGUUGUUGUUAUGUACUUACAAGGGGCACGGAUUUUACGAAGAUGAAGAUAAUAUAGAGAGUGACUGUGGAAGUACCCUUUAUACUCCUUUGAAUGGUGAGGCUAAUGGCAGCUGUAAAAAUGAUGCAGCAGACAAAGUCUCUUUAUUUGGUAAAGCAGGGUUGUUAAGUAGGUUGACAUUCUGGUGGUUGAAUCCCUUGAUGAAAUUAGGUAAGGAGAAGACUCUUGAGGAAGAGGACAUUCCCAAAUUACGGGAUGCAGACAGAGCGGAAGCCUGUUACUUGCAGUUCAUGGACCAGUUUAGUAAACAGAAAAUGGAUGGACCUUCCUCACAGCCCUCAUUGUUGUGGACUAUUGUCGCGUGCCAUCGUACUGAUAUACUGAUUUCUGGGUUCUUUGCCCUUCUGAAGAUACUUACCCUGUCAGCUGGACCUCUUCUGCUGAAUGCCUUCAUUGAGGUUGCAGAGGGCAAAGAGGCUUUUAAAAAUGAAGGUUAUUUGUUGGCCAUUGCACUCUUCACAGCAAAGACUUUGGAAUCACUGUCACAGAGACAGUGGUAUUUUCGAAGCAGAUUGAUUGGCCUUAGAGUGAGGUCCUUGCUUACUGCAGCAAUCUACAAGAAGCAGCUAAGGUUAUCAAAUGCUGCAAGGAUAAAGUAUUCUGGUGGUGAGAUAAUGAAUUAUGUCACUGUUGAUGCCUACCGGAUUGGCGAGUUUCCUUUCUGGUUUCAUCAGACUUGGACUACAAGCCUUCAACUUUGCAUUGCUCUAUGUAUUCUAAUACAUGCAGUGGGACUUGCUACACUUGCAGCACUAACAAUGAUUGUGAUAACCGUGUUCUGUAACGCCCCCCUUGCAAAGUUACAGCAUAAGUUUCAAAGUAAGCUUAUGGCUGAACAAGAUUCAAGGCUGAAGGCUUGUUCUGAGGCUCUUGUAAACAUGAAGGUUCUGAAAUUGUAUGCAUGGGAGAAUUACUUCAAGGAUAAGAUAGAGCGCUUAAGGGAAGUGGAAAUUAAGUGGUUAAAGGCAUUGCAGUUGUGGAAAGCAUAUAAUGGUUUUCUCUUUUGGUCAUCCCCCGUUCUAGUCUCUGCUGCCACAUUUGGAGCUUGUUAUUUCCUCAGUGUUCCUCUACAUGCCAGCAAUGUUUUUACUUUUGUCGCAACAUUGCGUCUUGUGCAAGACCCUAUCAGAGCUACCCCUGAUGUUAUUAGUGUGGUGAUUCAAGCAAGGGUUGCAUUUACACGUAUUGCACAGUUUCUUGAGGCACCAGAGCUUCAGACUGAAAAUUCCAACAAGAAAAGCAAUACAAAUAGCUUAAACCAAGGCCCACAUGCCAUUUUGAUGAGGUCUGCGAAUCUUUCUUGGGACAUGAAUCCAUCAAAACCAACACUACGAAACAUGAAUCUAGAAGUUCGACCUGGUGAAAAGGUUGCUAUAUGUGGAGAAGUUGGCUCAGGCAAAUCAACAUUACUAGCAGCAAUUCUUAAUGAAGUACCAUUGAUGGAGGGAACUGUUGAAGUUUAUGGGAGGAUCGCUUAUGUUUCCCAGACAGCUUGGAUCCAAACAGGGACAAUACGUGAUAAUAUUCUUUUUGGGUCUGCCAUGAAUGAGCUAAGGUACCAAGAAACUAUUCGGAGGUGCUCAUUGGUGAAAGACCUUGAGCUUCUUCCAUUUGGUGACUUGACAGAGAUAGGGGAAAGAGGAGUAAAUCUAAGCGGAGGCCAGAAGCAAAGAAUCCAACUUGCUCGUGCAUUAUACCAAGAUGCUGACAUAUACCUUUUAGAUGAUCCAUUCAGUGCUGUUGAUGCACAUACAGCAACUAGCCUCUUCAAUGAAUAUAUUAUGGAAGCACUUUCCGAAAAGACUGUCUUACUUGUGACACAUCAAGUUGAUUUUCUUCCGGCAUUUCAUUGCUGUUUGCUGAUGUCAGAUGGGGAGAUCCUCAAAUCAGGGCCUUAUCACCAAUUAUUAGAUUCAAGUCAGGAAUUUUUGGAUUUGGUAAAUGCACACAAAGAGACUGCAGGAGCUGAAAGGCCAUCGGAGGUUAAGACAUCUGAAACUGAAAGACAAAGCUAUACUGCAAAGGAGAUCAAGAAGAUCAAGAAAACUGAUAUUGAGAAACAACAUGUAGCACCUGAAGGGGAUCAAUUGAUUAAACGGGAAGAAAGAGAAACAGGAGACACUGGCCUUAAGCCAUACUUACUAUACCUUAAUCAGAACAAGGGCUACUUGUACCUUUCUGUUGCAACUAUUUGUCAUCUGAUCUUUGUUACAGGCCAGAUAUUACAGAACUCUUGGAUGGCCACCAGUGUUGAUGAUCCUCAAGUCAGCACUUUGAAAUUGAUUGUGGUUUACCUCAUCAUUGGAGCCUGCUCGACAUUCUUUUUACUAAUUAGAUCUCUGGCUGCUGUUGCAUUGGGCUUAAAAGCAUCAAAAUCUUUUUUUUCACAGUUGAUGAGUUCUCUCUUUCGUGCUCCAAUGUCUUUCUAUGACUCUACACCCCUUGGACGGAUACUAAGUCGGGUCUCUUCUGAUUUGAGCAUUGUUGACAUUGAUGUUCCUAUAAGCCUUCUCUUAUCCAUGGCGGUUACUAUGAAUGCAUAUGCCAACCUAGGAGUGCUAGCUGUUAUCACUUGGCAAGUCUUGUUUGUCUCCAUACCCGUGAUCUACAUGUUAGUCCAAUUGCAGAAAUACUAUUUUGCGACAGCAAAAGAGUUGAUGAGAAUCAAUGGUACAACAAAGUCUUUUGUUGCAAACCAUUUAGCUGAAUCUAUAGCUGGAGCCAUAACAAUCAGAGCUUUCAAGGAGGAAGAACGGUUCUUCUCUAAGAGUCUCGAUAUUAUUGAUACAAAUGCAAGCCCAUUCUUCCACAAUUUUGCAGCUAAUGAAUGGCUGAUUCAGAGACUUGAGACCCUCUGUGCCAUUGUUCUCGCAGCAGCAGCCUUGUGCAUGGUUUUGCUUCCUACUGGAACUUUUAGUUCUGGGGUAAUUGGAAUGGCGCUAUCUUAUGGUCUUUCGCUAAAUAUGACCAUGGUUUUUGCGAUCCAAAAUCAGUGCACAUUAGCCAACUAUAUCAUUUGUGUGGAAAGGCUUGAACAAUACACCCACAUACCUAGUGAAGCUCCAGAAGUCAUUGAAGGCAGCCGCCCCCCAGAAAACUGGCCUUUGGUUGGUAAAGUGGAGAUAAGCAAUUUACAGAUAAGAUAUAGACCAGAUGCACCACUGGUUCUUAAAGGAAUCAGUUGCACAUUUGAAGGGGGAGACAAAAUCGGUAUUGUUGGUAGGACUGGCAGUGGGAAGACAACCUUAAUUGGGGCAUUGUUUCGGUUGGUGGAACCAGCUGCAGGGAAGAUGGUAGUUGACGGCAUUGAUAUAUGUUCAGUAGGACUUCACGAUCUAAGGUCACGUUUUGGAAUUAUCCCUCAAGACCCUACUCUCUUCAAUGGCUCUGUAAGAUUCAAUUUGGAUCCAUUGUGCCAGCAUAAAGAUGAACAAAUUUGGGAGGUGCUCGAGAAAUCCCAGCUCAAAGAGGCAGUACAAGAGAAAGAUCAGGGCCUAGACUCCUUAGUUGUGGAGGAUGGAGCAAACUGGAGCAUGGGACAGCGACAACUAUUUUGCCUAGGGCGUGCUUUACUGAGAAGAAGCAGGGUAUUGGUGCUUGAUGAAGCAACAGCAUCAAUAGACAAUACAACUGACAUGAUUCUGCAGAAAACAAUAAGAACAGAGUUUGCAGAUUGCACUGUGAUAACAGUAGCACACAGGAUACCAACCGUAAUGGAUUGCACAAAGGUUCUUUCCAUUAGCGAUGGAAAAUUGGUGGAAUAUGAUGACCCUAUGACGCUAAUGAAGAAGGAAGGUUCACUAUUUGGACAGCUUGUGAAGGAAUAUUGGUCUCAUUUCCAAUCUGCAGAUCAGUCACAUUAAGCUAAAGGCAGCAGCAGCAGCACAAUACUACAUUUACUACUUCCAUUCUGAAACACACUUCCACAUUUAUUUUGGCCAAAAAAUAAAUUUAGUCAAACUUAAAUAUUUAAAUCUUGUACAUAUUUCAGUUAGGUAGAUGCCAAGAUUGGAAUUCUCAGAGAUCAAGCUCCUGUUUUGGCUAAAAUUUUCCCCUGCUUCAUGCUUAUGUUAAGGAUUUCCAUUUUAGAUAUGUUUAUACCUAGUGCAGACUAUUCACGAUUUUAGCAUUUAUCAAGUUUGAUAUCAUAUUUGUUUUUUUGGUGCAAUGA
Molecule: messenger RNA, 5346 nt
Organism: Chenopodium quinoa (quinoa)
Lineage: Eukaryota; Viridiplantae; Streptophyta; Magnoliopsida; Caryophyllales; Amaranthaceae
Product: ABC transporter C family member 10-like
Exons: 13
Coding region: 545-5038 (1497 amino acids)
Biological process (GO): transmembrane transport
Cellular component (GO): vacuolar membrane; plant-type vacuole
Molecular function (GO): ATP hydrolysis activity; ATP binding; ABC-type transporter activity
Source: RefSeq, a predicted model, not a curated record